Trichomonas vaginalis G3 is the source of this 2271-nucleotide messenger RNA. Its product is annotated as guanyl-nucleotide exchange factor protein. Bases 1 to 2271 code for a protein of 756 amino acids. The record is from RefSeq and is a predicted model, not a curated record. Gene Ontology annotation, molecular function: protein binding; guanyl-nucleotide exchange factor activity. The transcript has a single exon. NCBI's taxonomy places the organism in Eukaryota, Parabasalia, Trichomonadida, Trichomonadidae. Gene Ontology annotation, biological process: small GTPase-mediated signal transduction.
AUGAGUGAAGAGGAAGUAAAAACUGAGGUUACAGAGUCGACACCCGACGCUAAGCCAGAAGGUGCUGAGCCCGAACCACAGCCAAAUGUCGAAACAACAGAAAAUACGAAUUCAGCGUUAGAUUCUCAAACUCAAGAACAAACACUACCAGAAAUGCCGCAAAUUAAAUUAAACAUCACAAUACCAGACAUAACUCAAGCACACGAGCCGGAACAAGAGACAGCACCAACUCCAGAACCUGAGCCUGAACCACAGCCCGAUCAACAAAACCAAGCUCCACAAGCAGCAAAAUUACCAACGGAGCCAACAGUUACCGAAAAAGGAAUCCCGAUUGAAGACAGGGCGAUGUGGGUAUCAGAUACUUAUGAACAACACCCAACUGCUCUUGAAUUCAGAGAGAAAACAAGACAGUGGACCAACAGACAUUCAUUCGGAAAACUAAAACGCGUUAAUUACACAACUAGCGCUUCACAAUUAGAUCACUAUAGAAUCCUCAAGCUUAUUUACCAGCACCUCCACUCUAUUGGUCUUCACAGCGAGGCAGAUACUUUAUGCCGCGAAUCAAAAUUCGAAUUUCAAAGUAAAGAUCAGGAAUGGGAGAGAACUGACCUUCGCAUGCUCAUUUCUAUGUCCUUAGGUCCUAGAGAUAACCUUUGGGAUGACACAGGAUUCGAUAACUUUAUCAUGUACGAUGAAAAAUUCGAUCAAGACAAUUACAGUGUUAAAUACGAAGGCUCCCUUACAGGAGGAUGCGAGCCAGAGUUUUACGAAGACGAAAUGACCUUCUUUGAUGACGAACAUAGCUCCGAAACCGUUGCAACGGCUACAAUUCAUGCCAUUGUCUGUUCUUUGCUUAUUGAUAAGCCAGAAUUUGUCAAACCAGGCACCAAAGAAAAGAUAUUCUCUACGCUCAACUCAAUCUGCUCCAGCGCCCACUUUUUCGCUCAUAUUAUUACAUUAUACAAUCUUUUCCCACUUUACCAGAUCAAAAUCAUCAAUCUCAUCGAGCUAUGGAUUACCUUCAGCGGCUUCUUCAUUGGCAGCCGAACUCUUAACGCGAUUUCGUUUUUCCUCAAAUCCCAAAACAACGAACGCUGCAACAGAGUUCUCAACCUCAUGAAGGACCUCAAGUACGGCCACCCCAAGCUUUCCGCGGAAGCUCCCCCUGAAAUCGUCCCAGAAAAGUUAAUUGUCAAAAAGAACAAACCGUCAUCAAAUUCCAGCAAGAACAAGAGCGAAGCACCACUUGCCAGGCUUCUCAAUCCAUACCUUGGCCUUGCCGAACCUGUUCCUGAAGAGACUGCCCGCCAAAUCUGUCUUUUGACACAACAGAUUUUCUCAUCAAUCAACCCACGCGAGUUCUACACAGCGAUUGCGAACAGAUCAUAUGGACCGACCACUCCAGGACUCAACGAGCUGUACGCAUUUGGAAAACAGCUUAAACACCGCGCAAUGAGGACAAUUGUCGGCGAAGGUGACGCAUCUGAAGCCAAAGACAACAUGGAGAUUGUUAUUCAGAUUGCACAGAAGCUAGAAGAGCUGAAUAACUACGAAUCUAUCACAUGGAUUGUCGAUGCCUUUGAUUCUGACAUCAUUGCAAAUCUUUCUGGAAUUUUCGACAGUUUGUCUGAAGAAUCGAGGAAUAUGAUCACUGAUCUGAAGGAGAGGUACGGAUUCACUGAGAAGAGUGAUGCAUACGAAGAGAACGUUCUCAAGUGCCAGAAGGAAGGAAAACCAUGUGUUCCGAACAUGAGAUACGAGAUGAGCAUUGUUUCUAAGUCAGGAUACGGCGGAGAAGAGUUUGUUGAUGGAAAAAUCAACUUCAACAAGAGAAUGAAGAUCGGACAGUUCGUUACAAGAUUGGUUGACUUCCAGUCAAUCAAAUACAACUACACAGGAAUCUCACAGAUCCAAAAUGUCAUCAACAGACCAAUUUCGGCUUCAAAAGAACAACUCAUCGAGUUGUCAACACAAAUCGAGUCUCCUGUCAAGGUUGAUGCACAACAGGCAAAGCCGUUGAUGAGAAGAGCUUCAGCUGCAGUCCUCGAGUCAGAGGAAACACCUCAAACAAACGCAAUAAUAACACCGCAACAAGAUGAAAAUGAAUCACAAAAAGUGUCAAAUCCAAUUGAUCCAUCAGAAACAACUAUUGACGAAAAAUCUGAGAUAACUAACUCAGAAAUGGCUGAGAGCUCUGAUUCGGAUAAUGAUAACUUAGAUACUGAAAAUGCUGCAACUGAAAAUGAUAAUCAAAAUCAAAGCACUGAUUAA